CUUCGAGGAUUCAUGUCCAUAACUGAUCUGUCGUUCGUGCGUUAAUCGCUUCACUUGAUACGGAAGCAACGCACCCACCAAUCUGUCUGUCUGAUUAUUCUGACAUUAAAAAUCUCGACUCCAGUCAACUUCUAGAUCUGUUUGUUUCCGGACUGUAAAAGUCCACCCCCUCACAAUCCAUCGUCUUCUCCGAGCUCACUCUGCACUCUGCACACAAACCACUGUUCUAUCAGAUUACCGAACGGAUUGGUUGGGAUUUCAGAACCAGCGACGGGUGAGAAAAUGCACAGCAGGGGUUCAAGUGCUCGUCUCUCCGGCACCGUUUUCCGAUCUCGGAUUCCGACCCUCUUGGUCUCCAUGUUCGCCACUUUCGCCUCCAUCUAUAUCGCCGGCCGGCUGUGGCAGGAUUCGGAGAGCAGGGUUUAUUUAAUCAAAGAACUUGAUAGGAUUACUGGGCAGGGGCGAUCCGUCAUAUCAGUGGAUGAUACAUUGAAAAUCAUAGCCUGCAGGGAACAACAUAAGAAGUUAUCAGCGCUUGAGAUGGAGUUGACUGUAGCUAGACAAGAGGGUUUUACUUUGGGGCGCUCAACAGAGAUUAAUGGAACUGAUUACAAGAGAAGGCCACUAGUGGUGAUUGGUAUUCUUACAACCUUUGGUCGCAAAAAUAAUAGGGACGCAAUUCGUCAGGCGUGGAUGGGAACAGGUGCUGCCUUGAAAAAAAUGGAGAAUGAGAAGGGAAUAGUUGCUCGAUUUGUUAUUGGACGAAGCGCAAAUCCUGGGGAUAGCUUGGACAGAGCCAUUGACAACGAAAACAGGCAAACUAAGGACUUCAUUAUUCUUGAUAUCCAUGUAGAGGCACCUAAAGAGUUCCCAAAGAAGACUAAAUUGUUCUUCGCUCAUGCUGCUGAAAAAUGGAAUGCUGAGUUUUACUCCAAAGUCAACGACGAUGUUUAUGUAAAUAUUGAUGCUCUGGGAGCUACACUUGCAACUCAUCUAGACAAACCUCGUGUUUAUAUGGGGUGCAUGAAAUCAGGCGAAGUUUUCUCUGAGCCGAGCCAAAAAUGGUAUGAACCAGAAUGGUGGAAGUUUGGGGAUAGAAAAUCAUAUUUCCGCCACGCUUCAGGUGAGAUGUACGUCAUAUCGCAAGCUUUGGCCAAAUUUGUUUCAAUCAAUAGAGGUAUACUCCAUACUUAUGCCCACGAUGAUAUCAGUGUCGGAUCUUGGUUUAUUGGGCUUGAUGUUAAACAUGUAGAUGAAGCCAAGUUUUGUUGCUCCUCUUGGGCGGGAGGAGCUAUUUGUGCCGGUGUUUGAUUUGAUUUGUGUUGGGAUCGCGGAGAAAAUAUCAGUGCAGGGAAAUGGUUCAAAAGAUAUUUUCGCGUCCUUAGCGAUGUUUGCAGCCUACAUGAUGUAGAGCUUUUGAUAUGGUCUCUUGCCCAUCAGAUGAAACUGGAUUUGGCUCACGGCAUGUUGUGCACUGGAGAGCGGGAAGACGGGAUUUCGAACGGUCAUGAUAGUUGUAUAGGUUUAAUUAUACAAUUCGGAGAGAUUAGCAUAGGAUUAGGGUGGCACUUUUGCAGCAGAAGUAGACAUUUCUUCUGUAGUCUUGGAGAACCCCCUAGUUUUUGUGCUGGGUUAUUAUUUUUUGUUCAAAGAAAUAGAAAUUUGUGAUUUCCUUUUCUCGAUUUAAUAAUAAUACGACAUGAUUAGUUU
Molecule: messenger RNA, 1710 nt
Organism: Pyrus x bretschneideri (Chinese white pear)
Lineage: Eukaryota; Viridiplantae; Streptophyta; Magnoliopsida; Rosales; Rosaceae
Product: hydroxyproline O-galactosyltransferase HPGT1
Exons: 12
Coding region: 283-1311 (342 amino acids)
Cellular component (GO): Golgi membrane
Molecular function (GO): hexosyltransferase activity
Source: RefSeq, a predicted model, not a curated record